Molecule: messenger RNA, 381 nt
Organism: Cooperia oncophora
Lineage: Eukaryota; Metazoa; Nematoda; Chromadorea; Rhabditida; Trichostrongylidae
Source: the annotation of a GenBank genome assembly
AUGGUCGGCGAUCGCGGACUCGAAGUGAGCUGCUUCUAUCAACAGCCGCUGUCUCCCCAGGAGAUCACUCGGGUCGCAAAAAAUAUAGCUGACACCGAUUGCACUUACCGUAUUCAUAGUAGACCGGAACUAAGUUUUUUCGUCUCUUUCAGAUGUGAAAUCGAUCAUCACUUCCUCGAAACGCCCAACUAUUCUCGACUGGGCCACCCGCAAGAGGAAACCUACGUAUUUCAGGAGAUGUCAGUAUUCAAGUUCCCAGGCGAAGGAGAUGUGUACUUCCAAUGCAAGAUAUCACUGUGUGAUAUGGAAGGCGGAACAAUGCCAUGCACUAAACAAGUGGUGAAAGUCUCCACACCGGUACUUUGGGCUGCAUCACCCUAA